UUUUGGCCUCAGUUCAGUUCUCUUUCAACGAUCGCAGAGUUCGGUUCACUCGGGCUCGAGUUCACUGUCGCUCGAGAAUAAAUCCAAAAAAGAGACUCGCGGACCCCAAUUGCACCUUUCAAACGGCAAUUAAUCAAUGGAGAAAAUAAAUAAAUACAUAUGAGUACCUUUCCUUUGUGCGCAAAUCGAAAGCAGUGACAAUAGCCGAAGGCAACCGCGAGUAAAAAGAAGUUUAAUAAAAGUGGCGUCCUCCAAACAAACGACAGAAAAUACAGAAAACGAGUUAUGAAAAUACAAAUUGUGGCCGUGCCAUGUGAGAAUGUGUGUUGAAAAUUGUUAUAACGAAACGAGAUUUGCCGCUUGUGGUCGUUGUUAUUGUUGCUAUUCCGAUCUGUGAUCGGUGAUCGACAAGCGUCAACUGAAAUUGGAUUUUCGGCGCCCACCGUGACAAAACCAAAAAAAAGAUAUAUAAAAACACCCAUCCUACACAUCAACACCUGAGAUAGCGACAACAUUUGGCGCUACAUGAAAUUUUAAUUAAAAAAUCUGUCCGAAAAUAAAGUAGAAAUUACUUGCAGCGGCAAAAAGUUUCUAUGAGAACCGGCGCAUGUAUCUGUGAAUCCGCCAGAUACUUAGUAUCCGUGUGUGCCUGCAUCUCCAGGUGUCCGUGCGCCUGUGUGAGUGUUUGAUGUAAGCAGACGUGAAAUUGGAUUAACUUUGACAGACGCACGGCGGUUUUUAAUUACCAGCAAGAGUUUUUUGGGAUUACCAGCGGAAAGUUGGACAGCUCCCCAGCUGGGCGGAAUUGUAUGAAGCGGCAAAUCAACCAGAAAGCAGCUAAACCAACGGAAUGGAAAAAAUGCUAGACCACGCCGUUUGUCGAGCGCUGACGAUUUGACGCCGAGCUGUGUCUGGAAGGAAACGCGACUCGCUUUUCCGGCUCUCGAGGCGCCUCCACGCGGAGUGAGGCGCGACCGCAGAGAAGGUCGAAGGUCAGCCACCGAAGACCCAACGACCACCGAAAGGGGUCUCAGUUCACCCGAAUCGAAGAAGCUAAGUAAGACGCACAGAAUGCGACACAACAGAGUGAAGGUCCUGCUCCCAGGAGUCCUUCUGGUGCUCCUCCUGACCUCCGCCUGUCGGGCGGACGGACCGCAGCACAUCCCGGACCACGGAAUGGGCAUGGGCAUGGGCCACGGACUGGACGCGAGUCCCGCUCCUGGUUAUGGAGUGCCUGCCAUCCCGAAGGACCCGAACAUGCGCUGCGAGGAGAUCACCAUCCCGAUGUGCCGAGGGAUCGGCUACAACAUGACCUCCUUCCCCAACGAGAUGAACCACGAGACGCAGGACGAGGCCGGGCUGGAGGUGCACCAGUUCUGGCCGCUGGUGGAGAUCAAGUGCUCGCCGGACCUCAAGUUCUUCCUCUGCAGCAUGUACACGCCCAUCUGCCUGGACGACUACUACAAGCCGCUCCCCGUCUGCCGCAGCGUCUGCGAGCGAGCCCGCUCCGGCUGCGCUCCGAUCAUGCAGCAGUACAGCUUCGAGUGGCCGGAGCGGAUGGCCUGCGAGCACCUGCCGCUGCACGGCGACCCGGACAACCUCUGCAUGGAGCAGCCCUCCUACACGGAGGCGGGAAGCGGCUCCUCGGGAUCGGGAGGCUCGGGAGGAUCGAGUGGAGGCUCCGGUUCGGGGGGCAAGAGGAAGCAGGGAGGCAGCGGAUCCGGAAGCAGCGGAUCCGGCGGAUCGGGCACCACAAGCUCCAAGUGCCGCGGACGCAACUCAAAAAACUGCCAAAGCCCCCAAGGAGAAAAGGGAAGCGGAAAAGAGUGCAGCUGCUCGUGCCGCUCGCCGCUCAUCUUCCUGGGGAAGGAGCAGCUGCUGCAGCAGCAGCAGCAGCAGGCGGCGCAGGCGCAGAUGCCGAUGAUGCACCAUCCGCACCACUGGUACAUGAACCUCACUGUCCAAAGGAUCGCCGGCGUGCCAAGCUGCGGCAUCCCGUGCAAGGGCCCCUUCUUCAGCAACGACGAAAAGGACUUCGCCGGCCUCUGGAUCGCUCUGUGGUCGGGUCUGUGCUUCUGCAGCACGCUCAUGACCCUAACCACGUUCAUCAUCGACACCGAAAGGUUUAAGUACCCCGAGCGACCCAUUGUGUUCCUCUCCGCCUGCUACUUCAUGGUGGCCGUGGGCUACCUCUCGCGGAACUUCCUCCAGAACGAGGAGAUCGCCUGCGACGGCCUGCUGCUCCGCGAGAGCUCGACGGGUCCGCACUCCUGCACGCUGGUCUUCCUGCUGACCUACUUCUUCGGCAUGGCCUCCUCCAUCUGGUGGGUGAUCCUCAGCUUCACCUGGUUCCUCGCCGCCGGCCUCAAGUGGGGCAACGAGGCGAUCACGAAGCACUCGCAGUACUUCCACCUGGCCGCCUGGCUCAUCCCCACCGUCCAGUCGGUGGCCGUGCUGCUGCUCUCCGCGGUGGACGGGGACCCCAUCCUGGGCAUCUGCUACGUGGGCAACCUCAACCCCGACCACCUGAAGACCUUCGUGCUGGCCCCGCUGUUCGUGUACCUCGUCAUCGGCACCACCUUCCUGAUGGCCGGCUUUGUGUCCUUGUUCCGCAUCCGAUCGGUGAUCAAGCAGCAGGGCGGCGUUGGAGCCGGGGUGAAGGCGGACAAGCUGGAGAAGCUCAUGAUCCGCAUCGGGAUCUUCUCGGUGCUCUACACCGUUCCGGCGACCAUCGUCAUCGGGUGCUACCUGUACGAGGCGGCCUACUUCGAGGAUUGGAUCAAAGCUCUCGCUUGUCCCUGUGCCCAGGUGAAGGGUCCCGGCAAGAAGCCGCUCUACUCCGUGCUCAUGCUCAAGUACUUCAUGGCCCUGGCCGUGGGCAUCACCUCCGGUGUGUGGAUCUGGUCGGGCAAGACCCUCGAGAGCUGGCGCCGCUUCUGGAGGCGCCUCUUCGGAGCGCCAGAUCGCACCGGCGCCAACCAAGCGCUGAUCAAGCAGCGGCCACCCAUCCCGCAUCCGUACGCCGGCUCCGGAAUGGGAAUGCCCGUGGGAUCCGCGGCGGGAUCCCUGCUGGCCACGCCCUACACCCAGGCGGGCGGCGCCUCGGUGGCCUCCACCAGCCACCACCACCUGCACCACCACGUUCUCAAGCAGCCGGCGGCCAGCCACGUAUGACAUGGAGAGUCGGGG
This is a messenger RNA of Drosophila ficusphila, 3189 nucleotides long. Its product is annotated as frizzled-2. Gene Ontology annotation, biological process: non-canonical Wnt signaling pathway; canonical Wnt signaling pathway. The record is from RefSeq and is a predicted model, not a curated record. Gene Ontology annotation, cellular component: plasma membrane. The transcript has 3 exons. Gene Ontology annotation, molecular function: Wnt receptor activity; Wnt-protein binding. Bases 1072 to 3174 code for a protein of 700 amino acids. NCBI's taxonomy places the organism in Eukaryota, Metazoa, Arthropoda, Insecta, Diptera, Drosophilidae.